GUCUUUUUCCGCUCCCUAUCAAUCAAACAAUCCGAGCGACACACAAAAAUGCCCGGGGCCGAGUGAAAGAGAGCAUACGCUGUUAGCGGCUCACGGGAGUUGCAUGGGACAGUCGAGCCAAUCUUGUCCUAAAAAUCUCUAGAUGGAGAAAAAAAAAUAUGUCGGCUUUUUGAGGGACAUGAGGUUUCAUUCUAGCAAGGGCGACCGAUGGCUGAGUGAAGGCCCGGGUUUAGCUGCUCUCUCUCUCUCUCUCCCUGCUCUCAGUCAGGCCAGAGGAGCGCUAGACGACAGUCUCAGGGCUAAAUUAUCCUAUUUAGAGUUGGUUUUUAAACUACCGUAAUUCAAAUCGCACGUUAACGUCCUAUAAAUUGCCUUCACAUCGAGGACAGCGCUCAUGUGCAGUAAACGUGAAGGAUUAGUGCCGUGUGUGAGCCUCUGUAGCGACUGUGCUUGGCUUGCUAGCGGGCUAAUAAUGCACUAGCUAACAGCUCUGCCCGUUUGUUACCGAGGAACAUGGCGUUUCCUACUUUAGCACCCGUUGCUACAUUUACUUCCCAGUACAAAUAACGAGAGCAUUUAGGCUAGACCGACGAGUCUUCUCUCGUUCUUCAAAGUUCAGUCUCAGUCAAUGGCUAAACGAACAGCUGACUGUAAUGCGUCUCAAUUUAGUGCUUCACAUUUCGUUUUUACACCAACAACGCUUUAGCUAGACUUACUUUUUGUUUGUAAACGAAGUUAUCAAAUGCAUUCUGAUUGAGAUUGACUUAAAACGUCCUUGCCAAUAUGUGAAGUAAGCGUUGCAUUUUGUUGGGAAAUAAAUAGCAUGUGUAUAUUGAUAAACCCCAGUGUCGCAAGACGUGAGAUAAAUAUUCAAGUAUUCGCACCCUCCACAGCAGAUGUGCUAGCAGCUAGUGGGUGUGUGAAUGUCUGUGUUGUAAAGCAUGGAAAUGGCUCUCUACAGUAUAUAACAUUGGAUUUGCAUAUCAAUACAUUCAGGCUUCCCUUUGCAAGAUUACUCCAUGCAUUCCCCCUUUGAUUAGCUGCAUAUGUUGAAUACGAAAAUAAAUAAAUAAACCAGUAUCUUCAUGUUGGUUAAGUUAAAAAGUGGUUUAGACAGCAGUUUUCAAUAACUCCUAUAAUGUUGUUUGAGACUAGAGCCUUUAAAAAGGUUGCAUGUGGUCACUUCUAGGUCGUUUCCUGCUUCCUGCCCAUAUAAUGCCCCAGGGUUGGCAGCGGCCACUUUGAAUAUGAUGGCUGCACAGUCUGUGUCCAUAGACAAAUAUCAAGAGGGAGACCAGCAGAUGCAGGUCAUGGAGCAGUCAGAGAGUGACCUUGAACAGGACUUUGCCAAUGGAAGCACAGGAAGCUCCAGCAGCCCUGUAUCCACUGAAACACAAACACAAAUGGAUGUCUACAAAGCCUGUAUAUAUAGACAUCCCCUCUUCCCUCUCUUGGCCCUGCUGUUUGAGAAGUGUGAGCAGUCCACUCAGGGCUCUGACUGCGUAACCUCUGCCAGUUUUGAUGUUGACAUUGAAAACUUUGUACGCAGUCAGGAGAAAGAUGGCAAAGCCUUCUUUAGUGAAGACCCAGACCUUGACAACUUGAUGGUCAGGGCCAUCCAGGUGCUGCGGAUUCAUCUGUUAGAGCUAGAGAAAGUCAGUGACCUGUGCAAGGACUUCUGCAGCCGUUACAUUUCCUGCCUCAAGACCAAGAUGAACAGUGAGACACUCCUGAGUGGAGAGCCAGGCAGCCCAUACUCUCCAGUCCAUGACCAACUGUCCAACCCUUUCUCAAGUGUCCUCAGCCCCCAGGGUGUUGUGGCACCCUCACAAGGACUUCAAGGCAAUGUUACAGUGACAGCAGUCAAUCCAUCACAAAUGGUCGCAGGUAAUGCAGUGUAUCAGCCCGUGACAGUAGUCACACCACAGGGACAAGUGGUGACACAAGCCAUCUCACCUGGAACAAUACACAUCCAGAACUCACAGCUCCAGCUUCAGCUCAAUCAGGACUUGAGUUUCUUUGGGGGAGAUAACUCGCCUAAAAACAAGCGUGGUGUUCUCCCGAAACAGGCUACCAGUGUCAUGCGCUCCUGGCUCUUCCAGCACAUAGCGCAUCCUUAUCCCACUGAGGAAGAGAAAAAGCAACUUGCAAUUCAAACAAACCUGUCUUUACUCCAGGUCAACAACUGGUUUAUUAAUGCUCGAAGACGGAUCUUGCAGCCAAUGCUGGAUGUCAACUCAGAGAUGGCCAAAACCAAGAAGAAGACCGCUCAGAGCCGCCCGCUACACCGCUUCUGGUCUGACUCCAUCGCCUCAUCUGGAACCCAGCAGCAGCUCACAAUGCCAGACGGUAGUAUGGUUACAGUGGGGAUGAACGUCGAUGGCUUCCAGGCGCUUUCAUCAGAUGGAGCAACUCUCGCCAUGCAUCAAGUCAUGAUGGGAAAUCACAGCGAGGAUGAAUCCGAGGAAAGCGGCAAUGAAGAUGACGCAGAUUUGUCAUCUGCUAACAUGACCGGGCUGGGUUUAGAUGUUAGCGACUAAGACACAUGGAUCGCAGGUCACACACUGCAUGCUUAUAUUUACAUUGGAAAACUUGCACAUAACACUUGUGGCAAGAGAUCCGGUCCCCUCAUAGACUUUCAGCAAAGCUGAUACUUGUGCACUACAAAAAAAA
Molecule: messenger RNA, 2673 nt
Organism: Sinocyclocheilus anshuiensis
Lineage: Eukaryota; Metazoa; Chordata; Actinopteri; Cypriniformes; Cyprinidae
Product: homeobox protein PKNOX1-like
Exons: 10
Coding region: 1248-2540 (430 amino acids)
Biological process (GO): regulation of DNA-templated transcription
Molecular function (GO): DNA binding
Source: RefSeq, a predicted model, not a curated record